Messenger RNA from Amblyraja radiata (thorny skate), 1764 nucleotides. RefSeq names its product complement component C1q receptor. The transcript has a single exon. Lineage: Eukaryota; Metazoa; Chordata; Chondrichthyes; Rajiformes; Rajidae. The coding region runs from base 221 to 1528 and encodes 435 amino acids. The record is from RefSeq and is a predicted model, not a curated record.
UUUGCAAAGCAAAGCGACUCUUUAAAGGGUUCAUAUCAAAAGUUCCUGCUUCCGACCAUCACGCCACCGGAUACGCAAGCCCUAACUGUGUUUGCCAGACUUCCCUUGGAGCUGAGGCGCACUUCAGUUUGAUCUGCCUGGAAGUGCGAAUCAAGUGCAGACAACGCGAACUCAUAUUUCACUCCGUCCCCGAGAAGGUCGCGCAAAGACGAAAGCUAACAUGGUUCGUUUGGUCUUCAUUUUCCUUUGGCUCCAGAAUUGUUGGGAAAAUUCAGGGGUUUGGUCUGAAACGCCAACGUUUUGCGACGGCGGUGCGUGCUACAGUUUGCACUGGGAUGCGGGCUCAUUUGUGAGGACAAAGGAGAAGUGUGAAGCUAAGAAUGGGUUCCUCACCUCCAUGGCCAGUGAGCGCGAAGCAAGGAGCAUUGAGCGGCUUUUAGAGACCAGCGUGGAUGUGGCGCCCAGACCGCUUCACCUGUGGAUUGGACUUCACAGGAAGGUCAAGCAGUGUUACAUUGCUGAAAAGCCGUUGCGUGGAUUCCUAUGGGUCAGUGGCAAUGACCGCUCUACCUACAACGCCUGGACCCGGGAACCAUUGAGGACGUGCACACACAGGAGAUGCGUGGAACUUGUGGUAAACUUCACAACGCGAAUACAACUCAAGUGGAAUGAUUCAACGUGUGACCCCAAAAGAAACGAGGGUUUCAUCUGUAAGUACCCGAUGUGCGAAAGCCUACAGACUGACAUUAGAAACGUGGUUUAUAAAACCCCUAACAAUGCAAGCCAAUUCUUUCCUCGUGUACCUCGAGGUUCGGUAGCAACCAUUAUUUGUGCCAACGGCAAGUCAGUCGCUGUGAAGUGUGAGCUACAGCAGGGGCGAGUCAACUGGUCUUCGUCCAGAAGCUUGGAAUCCCUGUGCAACAACUGUCUGGAAGUUACAAGUAAUGGUUCUUGUCGAUUUGGAUGCUUUCAGUCGCCCCGAGACUCCUUCUGUUUGUGCGACAAGGGUUUUUCAGUCAACCUCCAGCAGAACCAAUGCGUUCCCGAGGGAGACUUGGAAUAUGGUUUUAACGUGACGUCCGGGACUUUCCCGAAAGACAGCGAGGACCCGUCUGCCAACACUGUCUUUGUAUCAGCCUCCCCGGUAUCAACAUCUCACUUAUCCAAUCGCGCUGAAAAUCCCGCGGCUACUCUUCCUCCCACUGUUGGGAGAUCCGAACCUGAAAAACGGGAGGCACAUUCCAACCUAAUAUAUCAGGUUAUUAUUGGGGCCCUCGCUCUGAUGCUGUUGGUCGCGGUUGCGGUGAUAAUUAUCAGAGAGCGUCGUUACAGAGGUGCCCGGAAAACGGGAAACAAUGGACUUCGAAUAGAACCCAAACGUGUAGACACUGUUCACCAAGAGCACGACAGAGUCCAUGAGAAGACCGUUAUAAAUGGUAAUCACUACAUGGAUACUCCUUCAGCGAGUGAGAACGAAAUUAACGAACCCAAGGAAAAUGGUGAAUUGAGAGUUUCGGUGGCACAAUGAGAAACCGCGUGCUGGCGCUUUGCCUGAAGCUGUGAUCCAUGACUGGGCGAGCAGAUUCUCACUUCAAUACACAACAGAUUUUGUUCUUUAAGAGUGCAACGACCGUUUAAAGUGACCAAUACAUAGAGGAAACAGUAAUAAUACCAAAAUGCUUCUAUCAACUGAAGACACAGAGCGCUGGAUUAGCUUUGCGAGUCGUGCAGCAUUUCUGGAGAACGUGGACAAACGAUGUUUCG